Spodoptera frugiperda (fall armyworm) is the source of this 2460-nucleotide messenger RNA. It is a transcript of the gene spn-A, whose product is annotated as DNA repair protein RAD51 homolog 1. The transcript has 6 exons. NCBI's taxonomy places the organism in Eukaryota, Metazoa, Arthropoda, Insecta, Lepidoptera, Noctuidae. Gene Ontology annotation, molecular function: ATP hydrolysis activity; ATP binding; single-stranded DNA binding. Gene Ontology annotation, cellular component: condensed nuclear chromosome. The coding region runs from base 282 to 1298 and encodes 338 amino acids. The record is from RefSeq and is a predicted model, not a curated record. Gene Ontology annotation, biological process: DNA recombinase assembly; mitotic recombination; mitotic recombination-dependent replication fork processing.
AAGAAACAUUUUGACAUUUGUUGUUCCGAAAACAAAAAGAUCUUGAAUCUUCGUGCAUGUUGAAACUUGACUUGAAGUUUCUAUUUGAAUUUGUUUAGUUUCUCAGUUUAUUAUACUGUAAUCUAAUUAUCAGUGACUAAAUAUUGAGCUGUUUGUGUAGAGAGUGCUCACAGUUUACAAACAGUUCGAGUACGUAAAAUAUCGACAAGGACAAUUUGUUGUAAAAUUACCAUACAAAGAUUUAAAUGUGUCGGUGAUAGUGAACUGCUGUGCGAGACAACAUGACAGCCACAGCAUCUGCAGUCACUGCCUCAGUUGAUGAAGAUUUGGACGAGUGUGGACCUCAACUUAUUACGAAGUUAGAGGGCAAUGGUAUAACAUCUGGAGACAUCAAGAAGUUAGAAGAAGCAGGGUACCACACAGUAGAGUCAGUAGCAUAUGCUCCUAAAAAAUGGUUGAUCACUAUAAAAGGUAUAUCAGAAGCUAAAGCUGACAAAAUACUUGCAGAGGCUUCAAAGUUGGUGCCUAUGGGCUUUACCACUGCUACAGAGUUUCAUCAGAAGAGAUCAGAAAUAAUUCAGUUGACUACAGGUUCAAAAGAACUGGACAGACUACUGGGUGGAGGCAUAGAAACUGGAUCCAUAACAGAAAUAUUUGGAGAGUUCAGAACUGGGAAAACUCAAAUAUGUCACACUUUGGCGGUUACAUGCCAGCUCCCCAUAGAACAAUCGGGAGGCGAAGGGAAAUGCAUGUACAUAGACACAGAGGGUACAUUUCGUCCAGAGCGGUUGCUGGCAGUCGCUCAACGCUACGGCAUGGAUGGGGCCGCUGUACUGGACAAUGUGGCGUAUGCUCGCGCGUACAACACUGAUCACCAGACUCAGUUGUUGGUGCAAGCCUGUGCUAUGAUGGCUGAAUCUAGAUAUUCUCUGAUAAUAGUGGACAGUGCCACCGCUUUAUACAGAACUGACUACUCAGGUCGUGGGGAGCUUAACUCCAGACAACUACAUCUUGGACGGUUUAUGAGGAUGCUGCUUCGAUUGGCCGAUGAGUUCGGCGUAGCAGUUGUCAUAACGAACCAAGUAGUGGCCCAAGUUGACUCAGUGGGCGUGUUCAACGCUGACACGAAGAAACCUAUUGGUGGACACAUAAUUGCGCACGCGUCGACGACCCGCCUCUAUCUACGAAAGGGGAGGGGCGACAAUAGAGUGUGUAAAAUCUACGAUAGCCCAUGUUUGCCUGAAACUGAAGCUAUGUUUGCUAUAAGUAAUGAAGGAAUUACUGAUGCCAAGGAAUAAAUGCACUUUUCAGUUUUAACAUAUUUGUAAGCAUUUUUCACUGUAUCUAGUUUGUGUUUGAGAAUUUUAGAGUAUUUUCUUGUCUGUUUGAUAACUGUAUAAAUGUAUUCUGACGAACAGAUUGUUAUUUUUAUGCACUUUAGAUUAGAAAGUCGAUUAUAUUUUUUGUCAGUCAGAAUGAAAACAAAAAAUGUUUAAUAAAAAUGCUACAUAACACAUUUGGCUAUUUUUAUACUACAUAAUUAUAAUCUCAUAUUGUAAAUAAGUGAUCACUAAUACUAAAAUAUUGUAUGAAGUAAAUAAAACAAGAUAUUUAUAAUAAAUAUUAUGCGUUUAUUUUCUCAAAUAUGGCUUACAACGGUUUAUAUAAAUUGCAAGUACAUACGAACAUUAAAAAUAAAGCAAAUACAUAUUUCAGAACAAAACUUAUGAAUGUCCAUAAUUCCAUAUUAUCGAAAAAUAAAAACAAAAAAUAUACGGUUGAUUUAUUCAAUUUACAAUUUAUAUAAAAUUUGUAUUCUGCAUCAACAUUAUUAAAUGGUUUAUUAUAUUCAAAAUAGUUGAUAUAUAAGGCUGUAUUAUUGCUUGAGUAUAUUAUAUCAUAAUAAAUAUGCUUUUGCUUUGCGUAGUCCCCUCUAUACGACCGGUAACUCGGUUACAUAAUAAAUAGGUAAAUGUACAUACAUAAGGCCUAUUAUUUCAAUCCUAAAUGUUACUUUACAGUCUAUUUUUGUUGGAUUAUGCAAUUAUGGAGAUAAACAUUGAAUAUUAUAUUCUAUUUUCUAUUAUUCUGAACACUAUGUAUGCAUCAAGCUGAUUUUUUAUUGUAAAAUAUGUAUUUGAGAGCAUGGUUACACAUUAUUAAGGAACUACAUUAUCAACCAAUCCUAAAUUAUCGGCGAUCCUGCUAAAAUACACUGCAAAACUAUUACUACACACCCCUUAGAAAAUAGGUAUAUCGCUAAGAAAAUUUAUAUGUAUAAUAUAAAUAUGUAUGUACUGAUUUUUAGCACGCUAUUGUUACUACAAUAUCUGUAUCAUAAGACCUGUUUAAAACUAUCGACUAUAGGAAUUUUAAAAUGUCUACAAUUAUAAUUAUAAAUGGAAGUUUUUGAAGGCAGAAUUAGAAAUGCAACUUUAUUUUUUAUACACAACAAAUGAA